This is a messenger RNA of Candida tropicalis MYA-3404, 3120 nucleotides long. RefSeq lists its product as uncharacterized. NCBI's taxonomy places the organism in Eukaryota, Fungi, Ascomycota, Pichiomycetes, Serinales, Debaryomycetaceae. The record is from RefSeq and is a predicted model, not a curated record. The coding region runs from base 1 to 3120 and encodes 1039 amino acids. The transcript has a single exon. Gene Ontology annotation, molecular function: metal ion binding.
AUGACGAAAUUUAAAUCCCCAUUCAUCAAACAAACUUCAUUUGAUGUGGAAUAUGCUCCUGCCCAUAUCACUAAAUGGAAAUCAGAAAGAACAGGAUUACAAAUCACGUAUAUUGAUCAACCUUCCCCAAUAGUCAAUGGGUAUUUUGCUGUUGCUACAGAAAUUGAGAAUAAUUCUGGUUCUCCUCAUACUUUGGAACAUUUGGUAUUCAUGGGAUCUCAGAAAUACCCAUAUAAAGGUUUGUUAGAUAAUUUAGGUAACAGAUUAUACUCAUCAACUAAUGCAUGGACAGCAGUGGAUCAAACUGUAUAUACAUUAACAACUGCAGGUUGGGAAGGAUUUAAAACUUUAUUACCAAUAUAUCUUGAUCAUUUAUUGAAUCCUACUUUAAAAGAUGAAGCAUGCUUAACAGAAGUGUAUCAUAUCGAUGGGAAAGGUGAAGAAAAAGGUGUUGUUUUCAGUGAAAUGCAAGGUAUUGAAAGUCAAUCAUGGUUUAUGGUUUUUCAAAAAAUGCAAGAAACUUUAUAUGCUUCAAAAUCAGGAUAUUCUUCAGAAACUGGAGGUUUAAUGUCGGAAUUACGUCAUUUAACAAAUGAACAAAUUAAAGAAUUUCACAAGAAAAUGUAUAGACCUGAUAACUUGUGUGUUAUAAUUACUGGAUCAAUAGAUCAAGAUGAAUUACUUGGAAUAAUGACUGAAUUUGAUAAUGAAUUACCAGAAUUACCAGCUACACCAAACAAAAGACCAUUUGUUGAUUCUAAACAUGAUGAACCUUUAAAAGAAGUCGUUGUUAAAGAAGUGGAGUUUCCUGAACAAGAUGAAUCUAUGGGUGAAUUGUUAAUUUCAUGGAUUGGUCCUGAUGGAAGUGAUACAUUGGUAAAUGUUGCUCUUGACAUGGUGGGUUCUUAUUUCACCGAUAGUCCAAUAUCUGUUUUUAACAGAAAUUUCGUUGAAGUUGAAGAUCCAUUAGCUACUGAUGUGGAUUAUACUACUGAUGAUUACUAUAGAACCGCUAUUAAUUUCAAUUUCAAUGGUGUUCCAACAGAAAAGUUAUCUGAAUUGGAUACUGAAAUUAAAAAAGUCAUCAAAGAACAAUCUGACCCAAAGAAUAUCGAUUUGGACUAUAUGAAACAAGUUGUUAAUCAUCAAAAGUUAAAAUUUGUUGCUAGUACUGAAAAAUCCCCAUCUAGUUUCUCAAAUAUUGCUACUUUAGAAUUUAUCUAUGGGAAACCUGACGGAUCAGAAUUAGAAAAAUGGUCAAAAGAUUUAAGUGAAUUUGAAACCUUGUUAAGUUGGACAGCUGAAGAUUGGAGUGGAAUAAUUGAUAAAUACUUGGUGCAAAAUAAAUCUGCAACUAUUCUUGGUAAACCAUCUGCUAAAUUGAAUGAAUUGAUGCAAGAACAAAACAAAAAAAUCCACGAAGAUAUUAAAGCCAAAUAUGGAGAAGAUGGGUUGAAGAAAUUGCAAUUAAAAUUAGAUGAAGCACAAGAAAAGAAUGAUGCUCCUAUUCCAGAAGAAUUGUUAACAAAAUUUCCUAAACCAGAUCCAUCAAAAAUUGCAUUUAUUCCUACUAGAUCGUAUAAAGCUGGAUACACUCAAGGAAUUGUCGAUAUGACAACAAAUAAUUAUAUUACAGAUGAUAAUCUUAGCAAAUUGUUGCAAAAUGAUACCCCAAAGGACUUCCCAUUGUUUAUGCAUUUGGAAGAUUUCAAAUCACAAUUUGCUACUAUUGAAUUAGUGAUGUCGUCUACUAGAUUAGACCAUGAACUUUUAAGUUAUAUGUCUAUUAUUGAAGAGAUUUUCUCAAUGUCAAUUGAUAAACCUGAUGGAUUCAUUUCAUACGAGCAAGUUAUUGCUGAUAUUGAUCGUGAUUUAAUCGAACAUAGUUUAGAUAAUGGUUUUGAUAAUCAAUUUUUGGAAUUGAUCAGUAUUAAAGUUAAAUUUGAAACAAAGAAUUAUUCCAAAGCAAUUGAUUGGUUGUAUAAUAUUACCAGAUAUGUCAAAUUUGAAAAAAAGAGAAUUUUGACCAUUGUUAACAAGAUCAUAAAUUCAUUACCAGACAAGAAAAGAAAUGGAGAAUUGAUGAUGUAUUCUUCACAAUAUCGUCACUUGUUUAAUAAAGCUUCAUUGAGAAAAGCACAAGAUUCUGUUUACACUGAGACAUUUUAUCAAGAUGUAUUGGCAAAGAUCAACGAUGGAAAGUUUGCUGAAAUUGAAGAUGAUUUAAAUACUAUCAAAAAACAAUUAUUCAGUUUAGAUAACAUGAAGAUUAUUAUACUGGGUGGUGUAUCAAAUUUGAAAAAUCCAAUUAGUAGUUGGUCUAAAUUUGUUGAUAAUCCACCUAAAGAAAUGGAUUUGGUUCCAUGUAAAGAUUUACCAAGAUCAUAUGAAUUUAGAUCACAAUUGGGAGAAACUUGUUGUGGAGAAGCAUUUUUAGUUAAUAUUCCAGCUGCUGAAUCAACACAUUUAACUUCAUUAACAACCAUUCCUACAGAUUAUUUAGAUGACGAUAUUUUCCGAAUUGCUUUAGCUUCUGAAUUUUUAACUGCUGUUGAAGGUCCAUUUUGGAGAGGAAUUAGAGGUAAUGGAUUAGCAUAUGGUUGUCAUAUAAGAAGAAAUGUUGAAACUGGAUAUUUAAGUUUUAAUAUUUAUCGUGGUUCAGAUUCAGCACAAGCAUGGAUGAAAGCUAAAGAAAUUGUUACUCAAUAUGCUACUGAAGAAUUAAUUAUUGAUGAUGUUAGUAUUGAAAAUUCAAUUGCAACUAUUGUUAAUGAAUUAGCUAAUAGUCAAGAUAAUACUUAUGAUGCAGCAAGUUUUAAAAUUAGUGAUAAUGUUUUUAAACGUAGAGGUCCAAAAUAUCAAGAAUAUUUCCUUAAUAAAUUACAAUCAUUUACAAGUGAAGAUAUUGUUUAUGCUUUAAAGAAAUAUUUUAUUAAAUUGUUUGAUUCAAAUAAAUCAGUAAUCUUUACUAGUGUUCCACCUGCAAAAUUAGAAGAUUUAGGUACAUUUUUCAACAAACAAGGAUAUAACAUUAAUAUUGAGGAUAUCGGAUCUGAAGAUUGUUCAGAUGAAGAAUACAGUGGAUCUGAAGAAGAAGAGGAUGAGGAGGAAGAAGAUUAG